This is a messenger RNA of Megalobrama amblycephala (Wuchang bream), 3558 nucleotides long. RefSeq names its product lysyl oxidase-like 3b (gene loxl3b). Lineage: Eukaryota; Metazoa; Chordata; Actinopteri; Cypriniformes; Xenocyprididae. The record is from RefSeq and is a predicted model, not a curated record. Gene Ontology annotation, cellular component: membrane. The transcript is spliced from 17 exons. Gene Ontology annotation, molecular function: copper ion binding; protein-lysine 6-oxidase activity. Gene Ontology annotation, biological process: peptidyl-lysine oxidation. The coding region runs from base 272 to 2836 and encodes 854 amino acids.
GUUCCCCCAGUGUGUCCCGUCUUUCCCAUCGCUCUUUCUCUCUUUCUCGCUCUCUCUCCCACCCGCACGACUGUCCAGCUGGCAAUUCACUGCCAUUACAGCGGUUUAUCACUGUUCAUUAGGUGCCUUUCUUUGCUUCGUACAAGGUCUCGGUCCUGAAGCAGGUAUCUAUUCUUUUCUGGAUGCUUUUCAGGUUCUGUGCAUAAAUACAAACUUCAUGAAACUGUGCUAAGACUCAGUGUGGGGAAACCGACUAACUUAAGAGCCACACAUGGAGCUGUGUCAGUGGUGGCUACACAUUUUUGUCUUCUUACUUAAUGCUUGGAUUCCAUCAUGCUUUGCCCAAACCCCACCACCAGUGCGCUCCAGCCCCACACCGACCCCUCAGACGAGUCAGACGGCAGAAGGGCCAGAAACUCUGAAGUUCCGCUUGUCUGGUUUCCCCAGGAAACACAACGAGGGACGAAUUGAGGUGUUUUAUAAAGAUGAGUGGGGGACCAUCUGUGAUGAUGACUUCUCACUGGCCAAUGCUCAUGUCCUCUGCCGGCAGCUCGGCUUUGUGUCCGCCACGGGCUGGGCACACAGCGCCAAGUAUGGCAAGGGCACAGGGAAGAUUUGGCUUGACAAUGUGCAGUGCAGUGGCAGUGAACGGAGCGUGUCGGUGUGUAAGUCUCGCGGCUGGGGCAACAGUGACUGCACUCAUGAUGAGGACGCUGGAGUGAUCUGUAAAGAUGAGAGACUGCCAGGAUACGUGGACUCCAACGUUAUAGAGGUGCAGGUGAAUGAGAAUAAAGUGGAGGAGGUCCGUUUGCGUCCCGUGUUCACUAUUGCAACUAAGCGGAUGCCGGUCACCGAGGGAGUGGUGGAAGUCAAGAAUAAGGACGGGUGGGCUCAGAUCUGCGAUAAUGGUUGGACACCCAAAAAUUCUCGAGUGGUUUGUGGCAUGAUGGGAUUCCCUCACGAGAAGAAGGUCAACAAGAACUUCUACAAGCAUCUCAGAAAGAGAUCUGCUGAGCCAAAAGCUAAAGUUAAAGUAACAGCGGCCAGGCAGGGGCCCAAAGCUAAGACUAUCACUAAAACUAGUUCUAAGCAUAAACCGGGCAAAUCAGCUGCAGCUAAAAGGCUGUAUGCUGAGCGGCAGAAGAAUCACUUCCUGGUUCAUUCAGUGGCAUGCUUAGGCACAGAAGUGCACUUGGCUGCAUGUCCUCUAGAGUUUAACUAUGGCAAUGCCACAGAGUCGUGUCCUGGAGGAAUGCCUGCUGUGGUCAGCUGUGUACCUGGUCCACUGUACGCACAGAGCGCUACCAUGAGGAAGAAACUUAAGAUGCCGUCUGCUAUACGCCUGAAGGGUGGAGCGAAACAUGGUGAGGGUCGUGUCGAGGUGUUGAAGGGCAGUGAAUGGGGGACGGUUUGCGAUGAUCGCUGGAACCUGCUCUCUGCCAGCGUCGUAUGCAGAGAAUUAGGCUUCGGCUCUGCCAAAGAAGCCCUCACAGGUGCCCGCAUGGGACAAGGGUUUGGGCCUAUCCAUAUGAAUGAGGUGCAGUGCACUGGUCAUGAGCGCUCUCUAUUGAACUGCCGCUAUAAAAACAUCACUACUGAGGACUGCAAACACACUGAAGAUGCUUCAGUCCGCUGCAAUGUCCCAUAUAUGGGCUAUGAGAAGACGGUGCGCAUCUCAGGGGGCCGAACUCGCUAUGAGGGCCGUGUGGAGGUGUUGCAAACUGAGGCCAAUGGGACGUUGCGCUGGGGCCUGAUCUGUGGAGAAGGCUGGGGCACUGAGGAGGCCAUGGUUGUGUGCAGGCAGCUGGGCCUCGGGUACGCCAACCAUGGUCUACAAGUGCGUCUGUCAGGUGGGCGGUCACAGUAUGAAGGGCGAGUGGAGGUGCGGGUGGGGCAGCGUUGGGGCAGUGUAUGCAGUGAGGGCUGGACCACCAAAGAGGCCAUGGUGGCAUGCAGGCAGCUAGGGCUGGGGUUCAGCAUGCAUGCUAUUACAGAAACAUGGUAUUGGGAUAGCAGUAACGUGACAGAGAUGGUUAUGAGCGGAGUGAAAUGUACUGGAGAUGAGAUGUCUCUGAGCCAGUGCCAACACCACAGAACGGUCAACUGCCAGAAAGCAAAUGCACGAUUCUCAGCAGGAGUUAUCUGCUCGGAAACUGCAUCAGAUCUAGUGCUGAACGCACCAUUAGUGCAGCAGACGACGUAUAUAGAGGACCGGCCGUUACACAUGCUGUACUGUGCAGCAGAGGAGGACUGUCUGUCCAAGACCGCUGCUAAAGCUAACUGGCCUUACGGUCAUCGCCGCCUGCUCCGCUUCUCCUCACAGAUACACAACAUCGGACGAGCUGACUUCAGGCCCAAAGCUGGUCGUCACUCAUGGGUCUGGCACGCAUGUCACGGGCAUUAUCAUAGUAUGGACAUCUUCACACACUAUGACCUGAUGUCUGCCAAUGGCACUAAAGUGGCAGAAGGACACAAAGCCAGCUUCUGCCUGGAGGACACUGAUUGUGACGAGGGCGUUUCCAAGAGGUAUGAGUGUGCCAACUUUGGUGAGCAGGGCAUCACAGUGGGAUGCUGGGAUUUGUAUCGCCAUGACAUUGAUUGCCAGUGGAUCGACAUUACUGAUGUCAAACCAGGAAAUUAUAUCCUUCAGGUUGUCAUAAAUCCCAACUAUGAGGUUGCUGAGAGUGAUUUCACAAACAAUGCCAUGAAAUGUAACUGCAAAUAUGACGGCCACAGGAUCUGGGUCCAUAAUUGCCAUAUUGGUGAUGCUUUCAGUGAGGAGGCUGAGAAGAAGUUUGAGAAAUACCCUGGACAACUUAACAACCAGAUCUCAUAAUCAUAUCACCAGAUUUUAACUAAUUAUCAUAUUGAGACAAUCUAACAUGUAGGUUAAUCCAGAAUAAAAUAUUUAUUCAUUCAAACCAGCCAUAAACUAAUUAUCGUCUCACAUUGCAAAUCCUAAAAUCUACAAUAUCCAGUGUUUUAACACCAACAGUAUAGUUGUAUUGACAUUACCUGUAAUUUCCCACAAAAACAGAACUCUAAAAGACACUCUGGGCCACUGAGUCUGGCUUAAGUAGUGUGAAGAUUAGAUGUAAAUGAACAUUUGCCUCAGGCCGUGCAGUGGUACAGCCUGCUGUAUUUGUUUACAGUGCAAUCAGGUGCUUAUUUUCUUAAAGGUUUAAAAAGCCUUGUUGAUGCAUCACACAGCCAAUGUGCUGCUGUCUCUGUGAGUUAAAAGUACUUGAAUGUUUCGUAUUCCAGAUGAGCAUUCGUGUUUAAAAGCUGUUGCAAAGUGUGAAUGUAUGUUAUGCUUCAAAGCUCUGACUCAAUGUAGGAUCCUAUUUUACUUUCAAAUGGUCUUUUAUGUAUGACUUGUUAAAGCUUCAGUGACGUUUUUUACACACUGUCCUGUUUAUGCAUUCAUGUGUUCAGAUACAGUAAUAUUAACAUUUCAUAUCACGUGGAACUGUUAAAGACGAAAAAUAAAGUAUUUAAAGUUGUAAUACAAAUAAUUUCAAGUUUCAUGAGCCAAUAAACAUAAAUGGUCAUAAUGAA